GUUUCCAGUCCUAACAGUCCACCGGCUGCGCUCAAACUGACACGUACGACGGUGGCGAGGACCCAGGCCCGGCGGACCGUCCGUUCCGGCCAAACAAACCACUUAAUUACAACUGAACGUCUGCUCAAAGUACUUUGAAUGACUUUUGUUGACAGCGUAAGGAGUUGAAAGUUUUUUCAAUGGGUCACCCGCGCAAAGACCAACAGUGAGUGAGUUCGUGAGUGAGGCGGGCGAACGGCGAGAGGAAAGAGGAGGGGGGACCAUUGCCCACCGGCUAUCGGAGCUGGGAUCGACUAGUUGAAAAGAAGACAAGACAGACAGACGGUGGCUUGUUCGCGACGAAGUUGACACACGCAAAGACGCUCCGAGGAGUAGUCUGAACCGAAACUUGGAACUACAAAUUUGGAUGUAACGGAGAAAAGUUUGAACCUGAGUGUGGAUUUGUUUUCCCCCGUCAAAACCGCUAGCUGAAGGACUGUAAAUUUAGACUUCACUUUUUUUCUGGACUUUUUACAGUAUCUAAACUUUUUGACUCGACCACAGCAUCUCCAAAAUGGAUAAAUACGAGGAUUUAGGACUGGAGGCAAGUAAGUUUAUAGAAGAUUUAAACAUGUAUGAAGCAUCUAGAGAUGGUUUAUUUAGAACAAAGAGGGAUGCAGGGAAUAAUCCUGAUUUUGAAGAGACUAGAAGAGUUUUUGCUUCAAAAAUGACUAAAAUACACAUGCAGAAACACCAAGAGGAAAUGGCAAGAAACAACCAGGCCUUAAGGAUGAAUGGGGGUCUCAACAACGCAUAUUACACGAAAGAUCGGCCACCCAUCAAUAGCUCCAGGCAGCAAGGUGAAGCUGCUGCAAAACCUCCAAUACUAUCUGGUCCUUUAUCGUCUGGAGGUCAUUCUUCACAGUUUGAUGGCCAGAAGAAUCACGCAGCCAUUCAGCCUGAGCCUCUAGUCAGCAGGGCAUAUGGCUACGGAAACAAUUCCGCUAAUAAGGAGCGCUCAGACCUACAUUUGUACCAGAACACCACCCCUGCCGCCCUCGGCCCAGGAAAUGCUUUUCACAGUGCACCCAUGCACACUCGUCAUCCGGUUCCACGGGCCUCAUCCCCACAACAGCGCCAGUCUGCAUCUCCAACCAUGAUCAGUCCUCCACCAUUACAGAACCCGGAUGUCCCCUUCUCAUCUAACAAGAGUCCAACUUCUUCAUCUUUUCCUAAGGAAAAAACAGACCUCAUUCCCUCACUGCCCCUCAGUGCCUUCACAGGAGGGGCCAAUUUACCUUCCAUACACACUGCAGCUCACUAUGCACCAUCUUCUCUGACUUCAAAAACAUUUUCAAGUCAGAAUGGCCCAGCGGUGGCUUCCUCUCAAGUGUCUUCUGAAGCACCUCAAACCAAAGUCCAGGUCGCUUCUGUCUCCAAAAGCUUCAGCCAGAGUCAAGAUCAGAGUCAGAUACCAAGCUUUGGGAAGGCCAUUGGUGCUGAAGCGUCUUCCUUUAAGCCUGUAGAGCCACCACCAGAACACAGCCCGUCAGCUGCUGAAGUCAAAUUAGAGGCCCUCACGAAUCGUCUGGAAAAGGAGAUGAGUUCUCAACCAAAAGCUGACUACUUUGGAGUCUGCGUUAAGUGCACCAAGGCCGUGUAUGGAGCCAACCAGGCAUGUCAGGCAAUGGGUAGCCUCUACCAUGACAACUGCUUCACCUGCAGUGCCUGCAGUCGAAGGCUCAGAGGAAAGGCUUUCUACUAUGUUGGUGGAAGGGUUUUCUGUGAAGAGGACUUUCUGUACUCAGGUUUCCAGCAGUCAGCUGACAAGUGCAAUGCAUGUGGUCACCUUAUCAUGGACAUGAUCCUGCAGGCUCUCGGGAGGUCGUACCACCCGGGCUGCUUCCGCUGCGUUAUCUGUAAUGAGAGCCUCGACGGCGUGCCCUUUACUGUGGACACAGAAAAUAAGAUCUACUGUGUUGAAGACUACCACAGGGUCCUGGCUCCCAAAUGUGCCUCUUGUAAACAGCCCAUUCUUCCAUCUGAGCAGGGCUCUGAUGAGACCGUCCGUGUCGUUUCCAUGGACAAAGACUAUCAUGUGGAAUGCUAUCACUGUGAGGACUGUAAGAUGGAGCUGAAUGAUGAAGAGGGUCACCGCUGCUACCCUCUGAAUGGCCACCUUCUCUGCCACUCCUGCCACUUGAAGCACAUUGAGCCAGGCAGCUCCUCUUCUUUGGCCAGCAGCGCCUCCUAUUAACGCCAGUAUGGGUGGAGGGGGACACCUGGUGGACAUUUUGGGGGAGAACUCUCACAUUGGAGCGUGAUCGCAAUUCUUGUUGUCGAGGAUUUGUUGGAAGUUUCACUUAAUGGAUUGAUGAAACCUUAUGAAUCAACGCUAUUAUAAUGAAGGAAAACAAUACGUACUCCAGCGCGUUAUUUGAAUACAGUAAAGUUUGGUGCUAUACCUGACACAUUG
Hippocampus comes (tiger tail seahorse) is the source of this 2455-nucleotide messenger RNA. RefSeq names its product LIM domains containing 1a (gene limd1a). Gene Ontology annotation, cellular component: transcription regulator complex; nucleus; adherens junction. Gene Ontology annotation, biological process: response to hypoxia; cytoskeleton organization; regulation of DNA-templated transcription. The transcript has 8 exons. Lineage: Eukaryota; Metazoa; Chordata; Actinopteri; Syngnathiformes; Syngnathidae. Gene Ontology annotation, molecular function: transcription corepressor activity. The record is from RefSeq and is a predicted model, not a curated record. The coding region runs from base 554 to 2236 and encodes 560 amino acids.